This is a messenger RNA of Durusdinium trenchii, 423 nucleotides long. NCBI's taxonomy places the organism in Eukaryota, Dinophyceae, Suessiales, Symbiodiniaceae. The record is from the annotation of a GenBank genome assembly.
AUGGAGGUGAAUUUUGGCAUCCAUCAAGAUGUGUGGCAGGAUGCAUGGAUUGCGGCCACGUCAGCUGUUCGGGCUAGGAAGCGUCAGAUCGACUUAAACGUGCAGGAGCGUGUACGGCGGCUCCUGUCCGAUUUUGGACCUCAGACAGGAAAGGCAUUGAGCUUGCGAGUCUAUGGGACCAUGAUCAAGGGCUUUUGCGUGAUUAACAAUGACCGGGCCAAAGUCUUGCACAGCGACUGUGAGCGAAUGGUCUUGCUCUUUGCCCAACAGCCCUACUUGGAUCAGGCGUUGAAGUUGCCCGCGGGCAAGAGGCAGCGGGUGGAUGCAUUGACCUUGGACCUGACUCGCGUCAAGGAAGCAGAGGCCUUUGAUUGGACUUCAGGCGCUCCCAUGGAGAUGCUGACUUUGGAGGUGCGAGUGUGA